AUGCCGGCACACUACUUGUUGGCUAAGACGCUAGCAAGCAUUUGCAAGAGCAAGCGCGACGCCGCUUCUUUGCAGCGAUCGACACUGGGUCGUUUUAAAGUUUGUCAUGCACGAUCAUCGGGCAGGUCGAUCUCAAGUUCGGGCGCCCCAACGCUGCUAAACUCGGCCAGCUUUGUCGAAAAGCCCGCUGUUCCUUGCAGGCGUUGUGCGCCUGCGAGUGCAGAAAGUCUUCUGUCGACCCUGGAAAGAACCUUCCUCUUGGCUCUGGUGCACAUUCGCGAUCCGUUCAAUGACGACCGCGUUUCUCGUGUUCUCAUAUUAGGCAGCACAUCGUCGCCAGCUUAUCGCAAAGCAGCCUUCAUUGUACAUUGGACAACGUAA
Molecule: messenger RNA, 381 nt
Organism: Mixia osmundae IAM 14324
Lineage: Eukaryota; Fungi; Basidiomycota; Mixiomycetes; Mixiales; Mixiaceae
Exons: 3
Coding region: 1-381 (126 amino acids)
Source: RefSeq, a predicted model, not a curated record